AUGGAAACAGAAACCGACGAUUCAGAAACGUCACUGAACGAUAGUUUUGGCAAUAAAGAUGGUUUAGAGCUUUUGGAAUAUGAACGAGCAACUCUCGCAAAGACACUUCCAGCUAGUGUGCUUUUCGUAGUGGCCAAUGGCCUGGGUCUCGAACGUCUUUUUCUCGAACAUCUUAUUCUCUUCUCCGAUCGACGUCUCCUGGCCCUAGUUCUCAAUACAAAUGAGCAUGACGAGAGCUAUUUUGUCUCAAAGCUCAAAGAGCACAAUGUGGAGUGUGAUCCGAAGGUUAUUAACUCAGAAGUUUCAAUCAAAGACCGACAAUCAAUUUAUCUGGAAGGUGGUGUACAGUUUUGUUCGAGUCGUGUACUUUUGGUGGAUCUGCUGCAAAAUCGAAUUCCUACUGAUCGAAUCGCGGCGAUUUUUGUUUAUAGAGCACAUCAAACCCUCAACGCCUUCCAAGACUCGUUCAUUUUGCGUUUGUACCGCGAAAAGAAGCCAGAUGGAACGGUGAAAGCUUUCACGGAUUUUCCAAAUUCCCUCUCUUCUCUUGGCCAGCUUCAAAGGCUCGUCGAUCGUCUAUACAUUCGCCACGUGGAGCUUAUGCCACGAUUCUCGAGCAUCAUCGAAUCAGAGCUUAAUCGAUAUCAAUUGAAGACUGCAAUUUUCUCGGUAGACGUCCCAACACCUCUCCGUCGAGUCCAUAGAACUAUUAUCGAGUUUAUUAAAGUUUGCGUCCGAGAUUUGAGAACUUGUUCUACUUCUGGAAAACAAACCGAUGAACAGAAUGAAGAAAUGAUUCAUGUUCCAUGGGCAGCGACUCGACUGGAAAAACGGCUUCAUGAUCGACGUGGUCAUAUUUCUGAAAAACAGCAGCGUCUUCUCAAUGAUGUAGCGUCACUUCGCGAAAUUCUUCAACUUUCUGAAAAUAUGGACGUAGCUACUGUGCUGUCAAGGCUUCAAGUUUUGAAAAAUGACAGAACAGUGCUCGAGGAGCACAGCGGAUGGCUGCUGUCACCGUCUUUCAAUCGAAUUAUGGAGGAUUUGCUAACGAUUGCUGGUGUGACAAAUGGCAAAGCUGACUACAAGAAAUUCGCGACUCCUGCGAAAUGGACAGUACUCUCGGAGAUUCUUAGAGAAAUUAAGAUGCUUCCAGUGGAGAAAAAGGAUAGGGGAAACGAUUCACCAUCGGUUCUUGUCAUUACCAGCUCCGAGGAUCUCUCCCGCCAGGUCACCGACGUAGUUCGUUAUGGAAUCAAUAAAAUGAAGUGGAUGACGUGGAGACAAUUGGGAUACAAAAGCACACAGGAAAUGCCUGAAGAUGAGCCUUUAUGGGAUCCUGAUACGAUUUCUCAACUUAUGAGAAGCUCAGUAGAUGGCGAAUCGAAAAGUGAAGUGAUUGCAAAUGUUCAAAAAACUCAAAAAACUACGGCUCGAGCUGCUCAAAAGCGGCGAAAACAUGCGGAAGAGCUCAGCGGAUUCUCCAGUGAUCAUCGUGUUCAGACCAAUUUGAUACAGUUCGGAAUUCUACAGUAUAAGCGUCGAAAAUCUGGAAAUGAGGCUUCUACAUCACAAGAAACCACAGAAUGGGAGGUUAAAGAGGAGAUGGAAGAGAUUGAGGAAAUCACGAAAAAUAUUGGAGAUCUUGAAGCCGAACUGGUGGUGAGCACGACGAGAGAACGCGAACGAUAUACUUUGUUGAAACUUCUGGAAACGAAGAAACCUCGCGCCAUUGUGCUCUACACAAUGUCGCUGCAAACGUUGAGGCAGAUAGAGAUCUACCGUUCCACAAAUCCCAACAGAUCCCUUCAUGUAUACUGGCUUCAAUACACCGAAUCAACCGAAGAAAGUCGAUAUUUGGAGUCGAUUAAUCGGGAAACAAUGUCAUUUGAGUUGCUCAUCAGAGAGCAAGGAACUCUUCUGAUUUCCCGCGAGUUCAACGUAGAUCGAGAAGAUGCUCCGCGACUCAAAAUUUCAACUAGAGAUGGUGGUGGUGCUCGACGAGAUGGAGCAGUAGAUCCCAGAGACCAGAUGGAUCCAGAGGAAGAGUUGGAACGGCCUAAAAUCAUCGUAGACAUGCGAGAAUUCAACAGCGAGUUGCCAACAGUUCUCUACACAAAAGGAUACAAUGUAGUUGCCACUACAAUAGAGAUUGGUGAUUACAUUCUCUCGCCGAACAUUGCAAUUGAAAGGAAAGCGUUGGACGAUUUGACACAGUCUUUGCAGUCUGGAAGAGUUUUCAAACAAAUUGAACAGAUGCUCGAACACUACGAUUGCACAGUCCUUUUGAUCGAAUCGAAUCGGAAAUUCGAGACAAAAAUCGUGAACGGCGGACCAUUCCAGGGAGAGCUCAGCAGGCACUGUAGAGAGAUUCGAUCAAUUUUUUGCUCUUUAAUUUGGGCAAAUCCCAAAAUGAGAUGUGUUUGGACGAUUUCUCCGACAAAUUCUGCAGAGUUUUUCUCUGAGCUUAAGCUAAGCGCUCCAGAACCAGACGUCGAUCGAGCCAUAUCCCUGAAAGCUGAUCAAGUUGAAUGCUCAAGCCAAGAGCUCACAGAUUCUGAAGCAUCCACCUCCACAAAGGCGAAAAAGGGAAAGAAAUGGAAACCGAAUCCCACUGUCAUCCGGACUUUGACUCAAAUUUUUGGAAUUAAAGCCUCAGAAGCUCAUAAUUUGCUAGCUAACUCUUCGAUCAAAACCCUCGCUGAUCUCUUCUCAUUGAACAUCACCGCAUCUCAUCUCUCCGAUUUCAUUCCAUCCACCUCUGCCGAUUUCAUCAAAGAUCUGUCAACAUUCAAUUUCGGAAGAAAAUAACACCGGUCAUCACUAGACACAUCAAAUAAUAUUUACUCAUACUGCAUUCUGUUUUAUAAAUUUCAUUCUUCAAUUGAUUUUUCCAUUUUUU
Molecule: messenger RNA, 2899 nt
Organism: Caenorhabditis elegans
Lineage: Eukaryota; Metazoa; Nematoda; Chromadorea; Rhabditida; Rhabditidae
Gene: xpf-1
Product: DNA repair endonuclease XPF
Exons: 12
Coding region: 1-2808 (935 amino acids)
Cellular component (GO): nucleus
Molecular function (GO): DNA binding
Source: RefSeq, marked reviewed